AUGGCGGAGGAGAUCAUCGAGCAUUUCCAGACUGCUGAAAGAGACUAUACUGUCACCCGGACAAGGUUCAUUAAGCGAGAGCUCAAACCUAGCGAGUAUCACAAGAGACAGUUCGGUAAUUUUGGAACUAUAGUACCGCGACGAGUACGUGAGCGGCUCGAGAAUGAGAAAGAUGCGUACAGAUUCGUCGCCGAGCACACGAAGAUUCCGGUCCCCAAGGUUUUAGACUUCCUGGAGGAAGAUGGCAUCUGCACCCUGAUCGUCGAACGCGUCGAGGGCAACAUCAUGGAAAUUGUACUCGAUGAAUUAGAUGGAGAAGACCGGAAAAGACUCAUCCACAAUGUAACAGCAUUCGUUGAGCAAAGCGUUCUGCCACAGCUGAGGAAAUUUACAUCUAACAGACUGGGUGGUGUGAGUGGACUCGUCAUACCACCAAACCGUGUGACCUUCCGAGACCAGAGGCCCGAAUGGAGGUCUCGAACGUUUUCCGAGAACCAGUUUACCUUCUGUCACAAUGAUCUAGCAAGGCACAACAUCAUGGUCAACCCGAAAACACUAGAGGUCACAGCAAUCAUUGACUGGGAGUCAUCAGGGUUCUAUCCUGCAGAGUUCGAGGCUGACAUGUGGUCAAGAUCGUAUCGGGAUUAUGUGCCAGAUGAAGCUUCUACAGACCGGCUGAUCAGGCUUCUGGACCAACCAUCAGCAGAAAACUUCCCGGUCACAAUGAUUGACAUUCCGGACGGGGUAAUCUAUAUGUGGCAGACGGAAGAUCGUGAUAGACAUUGUACCCUCACUCCAUCCACGUUCACAAAACGCCAACUGCGCCCUUACGAGAAAAGUCUCGGUGUUCAGGGGACAAUCACCCCAUUUCCGUGGUCUCGAGAGCGGCUGAAAAACGAGAAGAAAGCACUGGAGUUUAUUGCUGAGCACACUUCAAUACCCGUGGCUCGCGUUCAUGCCUUCAAUGAAGAAGCCGGAAUCAGCAGCCUUACUACAAAGAUCCCUGUUCCUGGGGCAAGGAUGGACAUCUUGGCUAGAAGACUCAGCAACCGUGAUAAGGCAAUCCUUCUUACGCACGUCAACACUUUUGUCAAUCAGAUCGUCCUACCCCAACUCAAUACCUUGCGGUCGAGUAAGCUUGGCGGAAAAAUUGGAAUGACCAUUCCUCCUAUUCGAGUCUGGAAGCGUGACAAGAGACUUUCCUGGCCUGCAAGAACAUCAAACACGAACCGAUAUGUAUUCUGCCACAAUGAAAUAUCGCAAGAAUAUAUAUGGGUCGAUCCGAAAACAUUGCAGGUCGUUCUUCUCCAGAACUGGGAAUGUUCUGGGUAUUACCCACCCGAGUUCGAAUAUCCCUACUGGCGUAAGGCCAGGGACGAGUGGAUGAACAAUGAUGACGAAGUGGACCGUCUCAUCCUAUUUCUUGACAAACCAGGUAAGGGAUCUGAAAGCCGACUGUUCGACCGCACGAUGCUAAGAACUUUGCAGAUGAACAACCUCUCGUGA
Messenger RNA from Letharia lupina, 1506 nucleotides. RefSeq lists its product as uncharacterized. The coding region runs from base 1 to 1506 and encodes 501 amino acids. NCBI's taxonomy places the organism in Eukaryota, Fungi, Ascomycota, Lecanoromycetes, Lecanorales, Parmeliaceae. The transcript has a single exon. The record is from RefSeq and is a predicted model, not a curated record.